AUGAGGACAUACUCAGGAAGAUAUCGCAGCGCGUGUGACGGCACAACGUUUCGCAUUCUCCCGUUGUCCGGUCGAAAGCCGGCCAUGGCUCCAUCAUGCGACGUGGCGGCUCUCUUCAUCAGUAGCGACGCGGCGAAGCGAAAGCGAAUGACGUUCUCGGACGCGUCUCAAACGAAAACGCGUUUCGACGACUUACCCGACGAGCUCGUCAGGUGCGUUCUCCAGCAUCUCGCGGCGCGAGCGCGCUCCCCCGCCGAUCUGAUCAACGCGUGGCUGACGUGUCGCCGCGUGUGCGCGCUCGGCUCCGAGCCGCACGUGCUGAGACGCGCGUCGCCCGCGGCCAUGGCGGUGUCGGCGCCGUCCUGGUCGGACGGCGCGCAUCGGUUCCUCAAACAGUGCGCCUCGGCGGGCAACCUGGACGCGUGCUACUCGCUCGGCAUGAUCCAACUCUACUGCCUCGCUGCUCUUCCAACACUUCCCCCGCCCCUCUUUCCCUCCUUCCUCUCCUUCCCCCCGUCCACCCCAUCCCCCCCACAGAUCCAAUUCUACUGCCUCGAGGACCGCCGCGGCGGCGCGACGCUGCUCGCGCGCGCCGCGCUCGGCGGGCACGCGCACGCGCUGCACUCGCUCUCCGUGAUCCACUUCAACGGCAGCAGCGGCACGCGCCUCGACCGCGACCUGCUCGCGGGCGUGCUGCUGUGCGCCAAGGCCGCGGCGCAAGGCCACGUGGAGGCGCUUCGGGAGUUAGGGCACUGCCUGCAGGACGGUGUCUCGUUCGGAAAACUGCUUGCUUGUGUCUCCCUUACGGUGCUCGUUUUCACACUAGUUGACUCCGCAAGUGGACAAGAGGCUCAGGGAACCGUGCUGCAGGCUGUUCCCGAAGCCUCGAAUUCGUCUUGGGAAACUGGAGGCGCAUCCGGCCUGCGACUGGUUGUGGGCCCACCGUCCUUUCUGCUCAAAGGACCAAUCGCGCUCAAGCUCGCCCUCUCCCCGUCGACGCAGCAGGUCGAGUGGACAUGGGUUCGCAGUAGCUUUACAACCAUACCUCCUCAGCUCCAGAUCGCACUCAUAGGGCCUGGCGUCGCUGCUCCUCUUGCAAACUUCACUGCUACAGAUGUCAAUCUCACCGUAUCUGGUGGGAAUUUCACGACAAGCCCUGAAGGGAACUUCACCUUCACUCCUCAAAACGCUUCAGUUUUGUUUGGGCGAGUUACGGGGAAAUAUUUUGGAAAAGAUGUAGACCUGAAGAACGUCAACGUGGACAUCCCCAGUAAUCAAAUCACAAAUGUCGCCGGUCAGAUAUCUGCAACUAAUACUUCUCUUCUGCUGAUGGCUGAUUCAGACCCUAUUGUCAGAAUCAGGGACGUGCUUCAAGCUGUUCAGGCAGGUUCCGGCCUCCUAGGCUUAGCGGGCAACUCAUUUUUACACUUCAGGCUCCAUGUUAACGCAACGGGGCCAUUAACUACACCUGCUUCAGCUCCUGCCCCAAGCCCAGCUCCUGUUCCAAGUCCAGCUCCUGCUCCUAGCCCAGUUCCUGCACCAAGCCCGGCCCCUGCUCCAUCCUCUGCGGUUUCACCUUCACCAUCGGUCUAG
This is a messenger RNA of Closterium sp. Yama58-4, 1593 nucleotides long. The record is from the annotation of a GenBank genome assembly. Lineage: Eukaryota; Viridiplantae; Streptophyta; Zygnematophyceae; Desmidiales; Closteriaceae.